AUGCGCUCCCUCCUUGCUUGCAAACACUCAUAAGCACCACUUCUCGCUUGCCGUUUGUUUAGUCCCCCUUCUUUCCUUUCCCCACAUUGUUAGUAUAAACAUUAUAUUCAACUCGUCAUGACCAGCUGGAAGGACGGAAUUUUGUUGAAGGUCGUCAAUGUCGUGGUGUACUUCCUCUUCUUAGGGUCGAACAUCUAUACAAUUGCCGCUCCUAACGAUAUCUACUACACCGGAAAAGAGACCUACAUCACUCCUGCUCCUUGGGCUUUCCUCAUCUGGACUUUGAUUCAUCUGCUUUUGCUUGGGACAGUCAUCUACCAGUUCACCGCUAGUGGCAAGAAGGUCAUCAUCGACGGCAUUUCAUGGCGUUUCCCUCUUCUGGGCAUCCUGAACGCCAUCUACGUCAACCUUUGGGCUACGCACCAUUACGUCAUCGCAUUCAUCUUGGCGCUGUUCGUCAGUUCCGCAGUGACUCACAUUUACUACAUCGUCAAGAAGCAUCACGCGCCCUCCACCACUGGUGACGAGAUUUUCGUUCACCUUCCGUUCUCGCUUUACCAUGGUUGGACUACUGUGCUGGUUGUUUUGACUGCAUUCGAGGCAUUCGGUGUAAACGCCCUCCACGAGCGCGCCGGCGUCUGGACCAAAGUCUUCGUCUUCCUUGGACUUUUCUUCCUGGAAGGCACCGCAGCUACCUAUGCGUUCUCUUCUCCCGAGGGUGAUCUUCCUGCAUCCAUUGCCAUCCUCUGGUCCCUUUGGGCAAUUUUUGCGCAUCAGACCCGCUCGGGCUUCGUCCACUGGUCUUCGCUUGCCUUUGCCAUUCUUGCAGCUCUCUGGACCCUCAAGGCCCUUUACAGCUUGGUCACCAAAUGGCGUGGCGGUGGUAUUAUGCUCGAAGACGAAGAGCGUGCACCACUGAUCGGCGGUCGCUAAAUGCAGCAAAACAAAAAAAAGGUUGUCUUUGCUACUUUGAAGUUUGAUUCUCGAAAGCUUUGGUUUCUUGCAUGAUGUUUAUGUUUCUAUUGCUCCUUGUAACGUUUAUGUACUCUGGUCGUGGAGUCGAAGACAAUUAUUCCAGGCUGUAAUCUGUCUAUAGUCACUGGGUGAAUCUUGCAAGUCAAUCAUGCGAAAGU
Messenger RNA from Serpula lacrymans var. lacrymans S7.9, 1133 nucleotides. RefSeq lists its product as uncharacterized. The record is from RefSeq and is a predicted model, not a curated record. The transcript has 6 exons. NCBI's taxonomy places the organism in Eukaryota, Fungi, Basidiomycota, Agaricomycetes, Boletales, Serpulaceae. Bases 118 to 933 code for a protein of 271 amino acids.